GCCGGCCGCCCGCAGACCCCUCUCGCGACGCGCGUCUCGGCGGCGGCGGCUUCCAUCCUCGGCGGCCGGGCUCCCGAUCUCCGUCCCGCCUGCGUCCUUGGUCCGCGGGGCCGGGCAGCCGCAGCGACGGGCAUGGCUUCGGCGGGCAGCGGCAUGGAGGAGGUGCGCGUGUCGGUGCUGACCCCGCUGAAGCUGGUCGGGCUGGUGUGCAUCUUCCUGGCGCUGUGUCUGGACCUGGGCGCCGUGCUGAGCCCGGCCUGGGUCACGGCUGACCACCAGUACUACCUGUCCCUGUGGGAGUCCUGCCGGAAGCCCGCCAGUCUGGACAUCUGGCACUGCGAGUCCACGCUCAGCAGCGAUUGGCAGAUUGCUACUCUGGCUUUACUCUUGGGCGGCGCUGCCAUCAUUCUUAUUGCAUUCCUGGUGGGUUUGAUUUCUAUCUGCGUGGGCUCUCGAAGGCGUUUCUACAGACCUGUUGCUGUCAUGCUUUUUGCAGCAGUUGUUUUACAGGUUUGCAGCCUGGUCCUUUACCCCAUCAAGUUCAUUGAAACUGUGAGCUUGAAAAUUUACCAUGAGUUCAAUUGGGGUUAUGGCCUGGCCUGGGGUGCAACUAUAUUUUCGUUUGGGGGUGCCAUCCUUUAUUGCCUGAACCCUAAGAACUACGAAGACUACUACUAGAACCAAUAGUCUCAAAUUUAAAAAAAUACAACCAACCAUCCAACAAAAGGAUUACGCCUACAUCUUUUCUAACUCAGUAUUUUCUAAAACACUUGUGGAGCAUCCAGCAGUUUGCUCAGUUGAUUUAAUAUCCUUUGCCUUUCGGCUGUCAACAUCAUAACCAGCUUUUACAUCCAUUUUAGGGACCUGCACAAAUUAAGAGAGCUGAUUAGACAUAGGCAAUGCUACAAACUUCCAGUAUGUUCAUGUAAUUUUUUUUUUUUGACAAGUAAAGGGUCUAUAUGACAGCAACCAUUGUGAUAAACUAGUUGGAGUGAGAAAUGCCUGGAUCUCCUAUUACCUGCAGGGGAGCAGCUGGCAUAAGCAACAUUUAGAAGUUCCUUUGCGCUGACAAGGAUUCCACUAUUAGAGUCCUCAUCGCCUGCUUAUACCACCCAGUGACUGCUUUGGCUGUUGGUUAUUUGCUUGAGUGAGCUCCUGAAAAGUCAGCUGCCCUUCAGCAUCAAACAGGAGUUGUGAAUGUAACUGGUUAAUGGUACACAUUCCGCCUUCAAGAAUACUCUUUUUAACGGGAGUUUAUGCUUUGGCAAUCAGCAUCUCCGUGGGAAGGGAGUCAAGACGUGAAGACAUGUGCUUUUCAUUAUGUGGUUAGAAAUUUUGCCUCAGCCAUAUCUAGAAUGGGGGAAAAUUGAGAGUCUCUGCUUUCCCUGGGGCAACUAGAAAGAAACUUGCAUGAGUUGCUUCUGUCCUAAGUACCCUUUCAAUCAUUUACCAAACAUUGCCACAAACAAUUGUGCAUAUGUAAUGAGCUUAACUAUUUUUAUAGAAGGUGAACCAUUAGCAUAAAUGGUAAUAAGUUGUUCCUUAGCCCUACUCAUACAUCCGCCUGUUACACAUAAAAUUUAUAUUUGCUCUAGUGAAGUUGUUUGAACACUAACUUUGUACAUGUUGUUAAGCCGCUUAGAUUGGUAUUCACACUUAUUUGCCAUACAAAGGUACAUAGACCUUGAAGCUUUUGGUCCUUGUUCUCUACUGUUUCACUGGAAAGUUUUAAUAGAAUUUCAUAAAAAGACAAAUUGAAAUAGUAUUAAGCUGAAAAUGAAUGAUUCUUCUGUAAGCACUGUAGUUCAAAAGAGAAUAGCAAUUAGUAUGAUCAUUUUGUUUAAAAUUCACUAAAAUAGGAGGCUUUUUUUUUUCAAGUAUUCUAAAUGUCAUUUAAAAAGAGAGAGAAUAGAGAUAGAUUUUUAUAAAUAUCUCGGUAGAGGAGUAGAAUUCAUCUGAUUAUCACCUGGUCCUCUAAAGUUAACUGAUGGGCUGACCUGUGCACACAAUUAUGAUGCAUUUACAUUAAGGGACUCUUUUGCUAACUGUUCAAAUGGAAAGAAAUGUCAGAAUGACAGAGAAUAAGUUUGCAACUAAUGUCACACUGCAAACUUGUGUUAAUUCUGUUUCAUAUUCAAAUUUGGAUAGUUUAAUUAUAAACAUAUUUUUAUAUCUAAUAUACAGUUCUAAUACAAAGGUUAUAAAUAGUUAUUUUUGUUAACAAAGAAAUGAAAACAGUGUAUCCUGGUUUUGGCCCUCUUGCAGAAAGACGCCUUGGAGAAGUCAUUUAAAAUGCACCUAUAUGCUAUUUAUUGUAUUGCAGACUCCAUUAAGAGCAGGUCCACAUCAACAGUAUUUAAUAAUUUGCUUUACCUCCCAAAGCUUUCAGCUUGUCUUAAGAACUGUUGCCAAAAACAACAGCAAAAAUAAUAAUAAUAAAUUAAAAACACUUUAUUUUAUUACUCAAAUACUAAAAACAAAAUCUUGUGAAUUUUCUAUAGAAUCACAAAGUAAAUACGAAGUACCAGGCUUAUUCUUAUUUUAGCAAUGCUAAGCAAAAGUGAUUAAAUGCAUUCUAGAUAGAAAUCUUUAUAGAAGUAUAUGAUUCAAUAAAGGAUUAUAAGAAAUGAAGAGUGGAACUUUUCCAGAAAGAAAUAAGUAUUAUAGAAUCUUUUGAAGCAAUUUUCUUGAGAAAUAGUAAAAUCCGAGGCAGACUGUCUUGCAGUUAAUUUCAUAUUGUCAGAGCAGCAUGAGAAAUACGAUAUUUGGAUAGCGAUUUCGUCUACUAAACACCCUCAGUUGUGAGAGGAUCUCUUUAUUCCUGAAUAAUGGAGGACAGUACUUUGGUGCUGACAUCAAUGAGGCACUUUUCUUAGUCCUAGGAGAGGAUGCAGUGUGCUGUUAGACCAAUCUCAUACCUUGAGACUUAUCAAAUUUUCAUUCUCUAUCAGUAUGACAAGCUGAGAAGUGACAGAAUGUGUUACAGGUUAAGGCACACAUAUUUGCAGUUUACUGGAAAGUAGAUUUCUUAUAUGACUUUUUUUCCCCUUCCCAGUGAAGAGCUCUGUGCUCUAUUGCUAUCUCCACUAAUAUUUGAAAGUGUUUCAUUACUAACAAGCUCAGUUCAACAGGGAAUUUGUUGCUGUUUUGUCUAUCACAAUAAAUACAAGUGAAUUAUUCACCUACAUUAAUAUUAUCUCUUUGCAGCUUUAGGUUAUCUGAUGUUUUCUUACAAGCAAAAUUGUUAACCACAAACCCAUUGUUUAUCAUAUAUGUGUGUAUACACACACAUACACAUACACACAUAUAGCAUAAAGUACACAGCAGGGCUAGUUAUUUGGAUUUCUUGCACAACUAUUUAGCUUUUUGUAAGUUCAACGUGUAAAUUUUAAAGACAUAAAUAUAGAGAGACUUAUGUGUUUGAAAUAUAAAUGAUAUAUAUGGAUUAGCAUGUACCUGUAUAUUAUUAAACAUGCAAUGAACUAACUGGUAAGUGACGUCUAAUCAUAUGGCUAGCAAUGUAAUUUAUUCAGACUGUAUUUUUGUACAGAGCAGCACACACUAACCUAUGCCUUUGUGUCCUCUUUAAUGCCUAAAACUGUGCCUAGAAAUUUCAUCUGUCUUAAAUAAAAUAUACUUCAUGCUGUUUAUGCUAUUAGUUCCUCUACUGCUGUUCUAUAUUUAUUAUUUUUAAAUAUAUGACAUGUUUACUACUUAAAUAUGAAUUCAUGAUAUCCUGGUUAUUUUUUUUUUUAACAGUCAUCUAGAGGAAACCUGUUUAUCACUCCACUGGUUUUGAGUUUGCAGUUUCACAAUCAGUUCUUCAUUUCAUGAUUUUUGUAGCUGACAUGAAGUUACCUAUGUGGACAAAAUAAAAAUAAAAGUG
Trichechus manatus latirostris (Florida manatee) is the source of this 3886-nucleotide messenger RNA. It is a transcript of the gene TMEM47, whose product is annotated as transmembrane protein 47. Bases 133 to 678 code for a protein of 181 amino acids. Gene Ontology annotation, biological process: cell-cell adhesion. Lineage: Eukaryota; Metazoa; Chordata; Mammalia; Sirenia; Trichechidae. The transcript has 3 exons. Gene Ontology annotation, cellular component: cell-cell junction; membrane. The record is from RefSeq and is a predicted model, not a curated record.